Messenger RNA from Phyllostomus hastatus (greater spear-nosed bat), 4840 nucleotides. It is a transcript of the gene TFCP2L1, whose product is annotated as transcription factor CP2 like 1. Gene Ontology annotation, molecular function: RNA polymerase II cis-regulatory region sequence-specific DNA binding; DNA-binding transcription activator activity, RNA polymerase II-specific. The transcript is spliced from 15 exons. The record is from RefSeq and is a predicted model, not a curated record. Gene Ontology annotation, cellular component: nucleus. Gene Ontology annotation, biological process: regulation of transcription by RNA polymerase II. Bases 109 to 1575 code for a protein of 488 amino acids. Lineage: Eukaryota; Metazoa; Chordata; Mammalia; Chiroptera; Phyllostomidae.
GGCUGGCCAGAACGGUGUUUCGGAGAGUGCUUUCUGUUGACCGUGCAAGGUAGGCGCAGCCUGCGUCCGGUCCUGCGCGCCAGGCGUGGCGGGCUCGGAGGUCCAGCCAUGCUGUUUUGGCACACGCAGCCGGAACACUACAACCAGCACAACUCCAGCAGCUACCUGCGUGAUGUGCUCGCUCUGCCCAUCUUCAAGCAGGAGGAACCCCAGCUGUCCCCUGAGAAUGAAGCCCGCCUGCCACCCCUGCAGUAUGUGCUGUGUGCUGCCACAUCCCCAGCCGUGAAGCUGCAUGAAGAGACACUGACCUACCUCAACCAAGGUCAGUCUUAUGAAAUUCGGCUGUUGGAGAAUCGGAAGCUGGGAGACUUUCAAGAUCUGAACACAAAGUACGUCAAGAGCAUCAUCCGUGUGGUUUUCCACGACCGUCGGCUGCAGUAUACAGAGCACCAGCAGCUGGAGGGCUGGCGGUGGAGCCGGCCUGGAGACCGGAUCCUGGACAUCGAUAUUCCACUGUCUGUUGGUAUCUUGGACCCCAGGGCCAGCCCAACCCAGCUGAACGCAGUCGAGUUUUUGUGGGACCCUUCGAAGAGAGCCUCUGCGUUCAUUCAGGUGCACUGUAUCAGCACAGAGUUCACGCCAAGGAAGCAUGGAGGCGAGAAGGGAGUGCCUUUUCGAGUGCAGAUUGAUACAUUUAAGCAGAACGAGAAUGGGGAGUACACCGAGCACCUGCACUCUGCCAGCUGCCAGAUCAAGGUGUUCAAGCCAAAGGGAGCAGACCGGAAACAAAAGACCGACCGGGAGAAGAUGGAGAAGAGAACCGCCCAAGAGAAGGAGAAGUACCAGCCGUCCUAUGAAACCACCAUUCUCACUGAGUGUUCUCCAUGGCCCGACAUGGCUUACCAGGUAAACAGCGCCCCAUCCCCCAGCUACAACGGCUCUCCAAACAGCUUCGGCCUUGGCGAAGGGAACAGCUCACCGACCCACUCCCACCCAGUGGAGGCCCUGCCCGUGGGCAGUGACCACCUGCUCCCGUCAGCCUCCAUCCAGGACGCCCAGCAGUGGCUCCACCGCAACAGGUUCUCGCAGUUCUGCCGGCUGUUCGCCAGCUUCUCAGUCCCACUUACCUGCCUAGGUGCUGACUUGCUGAAGAUGUCUCGAGAUGAUUUGGUCCAGAUCUGCGGCCCUGCAGAUGGAAUCCGGCUUUUCAAUGCCAUCAAAGGCAGGAACGUGAGGCCGAAGAUGACUAUUUAUGUCUGUCAGGAGGUGGAACAGAACCGAGCGCCCCUGCAGCAGAAGCGGGAUGGUGGCGGGGACAACAGCAGCCUGUGUGUGUACCAUGCCAUCUUCUUGGAAGAACUGACCACCUUGGAGUUGGUUGAGAAGAUCGCCAACCUCUACAGCAUCUCCCCACAGCACAUUCACCGGGUCUACCGGCAGGGGCCCACGGGCAUCCACGUGGUGGUCAGCAACGAGAUGGUGCAGAAUUUCCAAGAUGAAUCCUGUUUUGUCCUCAGUACCUUAAAAGCUGAGAGCAGUGAUGGCUACCACAUCAUCCUGAAAUGUAGCAUCUGAGCCGAAGUACAGCCAGCAGCUGCCUCCACCUCCCAGCCCCAUGGACCCCCUUGGAUGUAGAAAUUGCACCACUGUAAGCUGCAGCCUCCCCUGGCAAGCUGCAGCUAGAAGUGACCUUGCCUGGUGUGUGAGAGCCACAGACCAACAACCAGCAGAAACCCACAGAUGUGGAGUCCUGGGCAUGCAGAAAACCAAUGGCUCCUCUCUCCCUUCCCCUUCAGCUUGAAUGGUUCUUUGGUCUUGUUCCCAGACCUGCCACUCUAGAGACACAAACAGUGGGGUAUCUGCUCUGAAACCCUUUGCGCUCUGAGCUGGAGGCUAGUCCACUGGCUGUCUUGGUGCCUCCUGACCUCUCUUCUGCUGCCAGAUAAAGUUCUGCCUCACCCCAACCUUCACCUUCUCUGGUGACUGGCCCCAUGGCUGAGACUGCUGACUAGAUGGGGGUGAUUCGCCACCAUCGUCUAUCUUUGUUCAUGUUGGUUUCCAUCUUUGGUGGCCCUGGUGAGCAUCUGUCUGUCCUGCUCUUGGAUGGAUUGAUGGGAGUGGGGUUUAUUCUGUACCUUCUUCUCCUUUCACCUUUACCGUGUUUCUAAGGAUCUGCUACUACAAAGCCCAGAGCUGGGCUCAUCUCUCUGCAUCGGUGGGAUACCACAAUAUGCGUGUAGGACCUGCUGCACAGACCUGAAGGCUGCUUUUAGGCACAUUCUCAUGAGUGUACAAAGGAUGAGAACAAAAUGAUUCCUUGUGAGCUCCUUUGGUGUAGUUUUAUUUCCUAGCCAUCAUGGGUAAGGACGAGGAAAUGGUCAUCCCAGUGUAUGAUGAGGUGACCUUGAUUGUCACAAUGCCUGGCCUUCUUGGGUGGGCUCACCAAACCCCAUUAAAGAAGACCUUAGCUACCUAUGGCCAAGCCUGCCAAGUUUCCUAGGGGCAUUGCAUUUUCUGUGAGGGCCCUAUUUAAAUGUUGAUCUUUCUUCACUUGCAGGGGAUGUGGGUAGAGCAUUUUGCCUAUACUGGUGUGACUGGAUCACCUUUCGUAGUGGCCUAUGAGGAAAUUUGAGUAUCAGUAACUGGUAGGCUGGCAGCUGUUUCCUAGGACCCAGCAAUCCAUGCUGGCUCAGGGCUUCAAUUCUUUGCUAAUUUAGGUUCAUAUUCCAAAGCGUGGUGAAUCUAUGACCGCUGAGCAGGAUUGUACAGCUUCUAAAGUAGAGCUUUUGGGGAGUACUGUGCUAGGGUCGGGGAUGAUCAGAACUGGGUAGACGUUGUUUCACAGAUACAGAAACAAGCCCAGAGGGGCAUAGCCACCAGCCUGAUAACACAUGGUGAUAGGGUAUGGACAUAAAUUUAUUAUACAAACCAGGCCACUUUUGAGGGUGAAUGGGAUCUAUAAUAAUUAGGUUGGGACAGUGGGUGUGGUAUUUCUACCGAGUUCCUGAUUCCUGAUCCCUUUGCCCUUUUUGAAAGGCAAGGAGGAGCUGGUAACGGCUUUAUUGAGAUGUAAUUCACUUACCACAUAGUUUACCCAUUUAUCCAUUUAUGGUGUACAAUUCAGUGAUUUUUAGGAAAUUCACAGAAUGACCAUAAUCAAUUUCAGAGCAUUUUCAGCAGCCCCCAAAAGAACCCUGCACCCUUUAACAGUCGCUCUCCAACUUCCCUCCAUCUGCCCUAGUCCUAGACAACCACGGAUCUACUUUUUAUAUGGCUCUACCUAUUUUGGACAGUUCAUAUGUAUAGAAUCAUACAACAUAUGGUCUUUUGUGACCAGCUUCCUUGACCUAACACAGUUUCCUGUGGCUGUCCCUGUUGAAUGUGUGCCGGCAUGCCAGUCCUUCUUAUUCUGUGGAUAGGCCAUGUCUUGUUUGUCCAUCUGUCACUUGAUGGGCAUUGAGCUGUUUCUAUUUUUUGGCUAUUAUGAAUAAUGCUGCUACAAGCAUAUUUGUACAACUUUUUAUGUACACGUAUGUUUUCAUUUCUCUUGGAAAUGUACACAGGAGUGGAAUUGCUGGGUCAUAUAGUCACCCUAUUUAACUGGAGUAACUGCCAGGCUGUUUCCCAAAGCAGCUGCACCAUUUUCCACUCCCAUUUCAGCGGUGUACAAGAGUUCCAGUUUCUCCACACCCUCAUCAACAUGGGCUGUUAGCUGUCUGUUUGAUUACAGCAUCGUAGUGGGUAUGAAGUGGUUUCUCAUGGUGGUUUGGAUUUGCAUUUCCCUCAUGGCUAAUGAUGUUGAGCACUUUUUUCAUGUGCUUAUGAUACAGGUCCUAUAUCAGAUACAUGAUUUGUAAAACUGUUCUCCCAUCUUGUAGGUUGUCUUCACUUUCAAAGCUUUCAAUUUGAUAAAAUCCAAGACUACCUAUUUUUCUUUAGUCGCUCAUACUUUUGGUGUCAAAUUGAAGAAAUCAUUGCCUGAUCUAAGGUCAAGAAGAUUUAUGCCUAUGUUUUCUUUUAAGGCAUUUUAUUGUUUAGUUCUUACAAUGGCCUUUGAUUCAUUUUGAGUUAUUUUUUGGACAGGCAUACCUAGUUUUAUUGUGCUUCAUGGAUGUUACACUUUUUACAAAUUGAAGGCAAGACUCUCCACCAGCAAAAAGAUUAUGACUCACUUUAUUGUGAUAGUAGCUUUUUAGCAGGGGUCUGGAACCACACCCACAGUAUCUUUGAGGUGUGCCUACAUGUGGUAUGGUGUUGGGGUCUCACUUUAUUCUUUUGCUCGUGUCUGUCCAGUUGUCCCAGCACCAGUUGUUGAAAUGAUUACUGGAAUCCCCAUGGAAUUAAUCGUCUGGGAACCUUUGCUAAAGGCCCCUGAUUUUUGCUGAAAAAAAAAAUUUUUUUUUUGGACAUGGGACUGUUGUUGGCAAGCUCGCCUUUUCUUUUUUGGAGCAGGCUUUCUGUUCUCUUUGUGCUGUCUCCCCCUUUACCUAUCUCAGCAGUACUGGGUCAUAUCAGUUUCUGGUGUUCUGCAAUCUUUCUUGCUGUGUGUUCUAGUCUCACAUACCAUUCCUUGGGGAAGGUCAAUGCCAAUCAUUUUCUUUUUGAGGAAAGUGAGUCACACAGAAGUGAAAUAACUUGCCAAAGUUUACAUAGAACCAGGACUCGACCUGUGGUCUUCUGACAUCCAGCCUUUCAAGUUGUCUUUAGUCACCUGUACCUGAGUGGUGUUACUACCCAGGCCAAGUGAUGGCAGGCUCAAUUUUAAUUCUAAAAAUAUGGUAAGCUAAUAUUUUUAUUUCUUAAUUCCAAAAGAGGACCUAAUAAAGAUCUGUGAUCUUAA